GCAGGGUAAAGGUACCGGAUCAGGUCACAGAACUCUGCUCUAUGGCAAUGCCAUUCUCCUGAGACAUCAGAACAGUGAUAUGUAUUUGGCCUGUUUAUCAACAAGCUCUUCCAAUGACAAAUUAGCCUUUGAUGUGGGUCUCCAGGAACAUUCCCAAGGUGAAGCGUGCUGGUGGACUGUACAUCCUGCAUCCAAACAAAGAUCUGAGGGUGAGAAAGUGAGAGUUGGUGAUGACCUUAUUUUGGUGUCUGUAGCUACAGAGCGAUAUCUCCACACAGCUAAAGAAAAUGACCUGUCUGUGGUGAACGCAUCUUUUCAUGUGACUCACUGGUCUGUGCAACCGUAUGGAACUGGUAUCAGCAGGAUGAAGUAUGUAGGUAUGUAUACAGCACUUACGCUCACUAGAGAGUAAUUAUAAUUAGGCAUACUAUAAAGUAUAGGUAGGAGAUGAUGGUGUUGUUCUUCCAAGUUGUGGUGCUCUGUGGAUUUGGAG
Messenger RNA from Zootermopsis nevadensis, 493 nucleotides. The record is from RefSeq and is a predicted model, not a curated record. Lineage: Eukaryota; Metazoa; Arthropoda; Insecta; Blattodea; Termopsidae.